AUGUCACAACUGGAUAUAGAAUCUGCGACCUCGACACCACCAGACUCUAACACCAGUCUCCGCAGUAUUUUGGAUUUUUUGAAACGAAAUCUCAACCAUUUCAAAACCACUAAAGGAGUACUAAAACUAGCAGAAUUUCUGUUAGGUGUUCUUUGUGGAUUUCUGGCUUCUCCCAUCUACCCUACAGGAACUCUUUUCCGUUUUAUAGUUUUUACCGCGUUAGUAGGUACAACAAUUUGGAUAAUUCUGUAUAUUGCGAUAGGUAGUGAUAUUCUCACAUCGGUGAUGUGUUGGGUGAUCGCUGAACGUAUCUUUACUGGUAUUGCUUGUAUAGAUUACGCCCUAGCUUCCCUGAUUCAGACCCUAGACUCAACCAACGAAUCAAGAGUUCUUGAUAUGAUUGCAGGCCUUUUCGGCUUUAUCAAUACCUUUCUAUACGGAAUUGGUGUUUUCCUUGUGAACAGUGCACAUUUCGAUCUCAUGUAUUCACUCUCAUAA
Tribolium madens (black flour beetle) is the source of this 498-nucleotide messenger RNA. RefSeq lists its product as uncharacterized. Gene Ontology annotation, cellular component: membrane. The coding region runs from base 1 to 498 and encodes 165 amino acids. Lineage: Eukaryota; Metazoa; Arthropoda; Insecta; Coleoptera; Tenebrionidae. The transcript has a single exon. The record is from RefSeq and is a predicted model, not a curated record.